This is a messenger RNA of Brienomyrus brachyistius, 2238 nucleotides long. It is a transcript of the gene tmem35, whose product is annotated as transmembrane protein 35. Gene Ontology annotation, cellular component: endoplasmic reticulum. Bases 169 to 651 code for a protein of 160 amino acids. The transcript has 2 exons. Gene Ontology annotation, molecular function: acetylcholine receptor regulator activity. Gene Ontology annotation, biological process: chaperone-mediated protein complex assembly; positive regulation of protein localization to cell surface. The record is from RefSeq and is a predicted model, not a curated record. Lineage: Eukaryota; Metazoa; Chordata; Actinopteri; Osteoglossiformes; Mormyridae.
GGACCCAGUGGCAGUCGGCUGAUUGCCAUUUUUAUCCUCUACCAAUCCCCUUUCGGUCCGAAAUCUCCUUUAUAUAAUUAUACUGGGCCAAAGAGUAAUAACUCAGGCAGCGCUCGGAAGCAGCAGCUUUUGUGGUGUUAAGUGCUCCGCUUGGAGACAAAGAAAAAGAUGGCCUCUCCAAGGACAAUCACCAUCGUAGCCCUUUCCUUGGCCCUUGGCUUGUUUUUUGUAUUUAUGGGCACGAUCAAGCUCACACCGAGACUAAGCAAAGAUGCAUACAGUGAGAUGAAACGGGCAUACAAGAGCUAUGCCAAGGCUUUGCCAGGCCUGAAGAAGGUGGGCAUCAGCUCAGUACUGCUGCGCAAGGUCAUUGGAACACUGGAGGUGGCCUGUGGGAUAGUAAUGACGCUGGUUCCCGGGAAGCCCAAGGACAUGGCCAACUUCCUGCUGCUGCUAGUCAUGCUGGUGGUGCUGUUUUUUCACCAGCUGGUGGGUGACCCCCUGAAACGCUACGCCCACGCCCUGGUCUUUGGCAUCCUUCUUACCUGUCGCCUCCUGGUGGCCCGGCAGAAUGAGGACCAGCCCGAAGGAGAGGAGAGCAGGGAGCAGCUGGUCAACAAUCAGGAGAAAAAUAAAGUAAAAUUGUCGUAAAUCAAGCACAGGAACAUGGCCACGGCACGAGAAAGUUGGAGAGUAACUUCAGUUGACAGAGAUUCUAAACUAGUGAGAGAGGAAAAAAAAUCCAAGUAAUGGCCACUUGUUGCAAAAUUUUUUGAUCCAGAAUGCUUGCCAUCUGGUGGUCAGAUUACGUUAAACAAUUCCCUCCAUUCUGUUAUUCCAAGCACCAUAUCCUUUGACCUUAACCUGGUGUCUCUGCACUACCUUUGGAGGAAAACAUCAUUUCUGGGGAAAGUUACAGUCUGUGUUGUUAAAUUUCUUUAUUCAAUUAAAAUUUUAAAAUUGACACACCAUGUAAGUUCACACAAAAAUGAUUCUUGGAAUAUGUUGCUUUGUGGUUUAUGUGAUGUUUUUAAACAUUAUGUUCUUUUUAGUAUUUUUAUAUUAAGAAGGUAAACUGUAUUGCUCAGUUUACAAAGGAAAAAUAGUUAGUCUUAAUAGUCUUAAUUUUUACCACUGAGGCUUGCAAUAGAUGUAGGUUAAACUGUCUCAAUGUGUGUCAUGAAUUGGGUGCCCGGACAAGUAUGUGGAAAGAAGAUGAAUUUUUAUGUAUUCUUUUUGCUAUAUCAUUUGCAGGCAUCACAUAAUGAAUGACCAAUUGUGUUUGCAUUUAUUUCAGUAGGCUCUCCAUUUUAUGAGUGAAAAUGCUACAUUAUGUUAUAGGGCAGAGUUCUGUCUUUCUUAAAGGGCAAAGCCAUUUUGACAAUUUUCUGACUUUUUUGUCAUUUUUCUUGCCAUACUUAAUGAUAGUUAUCUCUAAAACAACUUAACUUUAGACUUUAUUUGUUUAUGUGACUGAAGAAACAAAUUAGUCCAGAGAUAAUAGGUCACAAAUAAUGUAUUGUGUGUGUUUUACUCUUCUAUCCAUGUAUUUAUCAGUACGAUCUUAUCGGGAUCUUUGUUUUUUGAAAGUACUGUAAAUUCGGAAAAAUGGUUAUUGUUUGAGGUAUUUAUUUAUUUCGUGCAGGAUGUUUCAGACCAAUAGGGGCGCAAUUGGUCUUAAGAUUUGAGUUGUUGCUGUGGAUCGUGAAAUCCAUUGUUAAGGCAAACUUUACAAUUCCGCAUCAAACAUGUCAUAUUUGCACUGCUUUGGGUAAUUAACAUGAAACCAAACUCAGGUUUAAAGGAGAUGACGCAAUAUCAACCUUAGUAGGAAAACCUGACGGGUGUACUACGAAGUAGGUUUAUUGGUGAGGUUUUUGAGGCAUUUGGGUACUACUAUCGUACGCUGCCUUAUGUUUACCUGCAGCCUUUGGGAUAAAACUGUCGUAAGUUUCUGAGCGGGGCGGGUAUUAUUAUUAGUUUGCAGUGUCGACCUCCCCCUUAAUUUAAUGUCAAAGUGUCCAGACAAACCCCUCGCCAGUUUUUUUUUAUAGUUAAAGUUAGCCAGGGGCAUCUAAAGUUCGCUUCGUAGCACACCCCACUGUUCCGUUGACUCCGGGAUUCUUCUGACACUAUCCUUUUGACAACGUGGUACAAAAUUAGACAAAAAUAAAUAUUUAGAUAAAAUAUGCAUUUUGUUUCCCUGUUUGUUUUAAUAAAGCUAAGAGUCGAAAAUAA